Molecule: messenger RNA, 568 nt
Organism: Sinocyclocheilus grahami
Lineage: Eukaryota; Metazoa; Chordata; Actinopteri; Cypriniformes; Cyprinidae
Product: structural maintenance of chromosomes protein 5-like
Exons: 3
Coding region: 56-508 (150 amino acids)
Source: RefSeq, a predicted model, not a curated record
UAUAUUCUUUUAGGAGGAAGUGCCAUUGAUUCGCCAGUGGUGGUGCAUUCAGUUGAUGGAGAGGUUUUGCCUUGAAGGGCAUGGACAGAGAUUUGCACACUGGACAGAAGAAGCAUCCCAACUCCUUCAGGGAACCCUUGAGCCUGUCUUUAGGGUGUCAAAAUCCACCACCACCAAACAGUCACCCAGCAGAAGAGUUGUGGCUGAAGAGGACACUGAUAAGGUGCAACAGCCUACUAUUGUGAGAGACCUUCAUACAGCUUGGUACUGGGUAAACAAUCACAGAGACUUAUUCCGUGGAGAGGUGACAGAGCCUGCUUUUCUGCAGAUGAACAGUGAAAGUAAACAAAAUGCACUCAGGAAGGCCCUGGGGAGUGAAUUCCCUGAAGCAAAGGAUGACUUUUUGUUUAUAUUUCCGUCUCAAGAUGACAUGGAAACAUUUUUGUCAUACUGUGUUGAUAAACAAGGCCUGAAGGUCAAUGCCAUGUUCCUCAAUGAGCAAUUGUAGUAGAUGAGGGAGGGAGGGAAUGAAUGAAUUCAUUUAUGAAUAAAUAAUUUGAAAAAAAAA